AUGAGUAAGGACAACUUCAGGGAGUGUGGAUUGAAAAUGGGACCAGCUAUGAAACUUGCAAAAGAAGCAAAUGCUCUCAAGACCAUGCCGAAGCAUCCUUUCUCCUCAUAUCACAGUUUGAAAGAAGUGCUGGCAAAAUAUGACCUUAAUAAUGGGAUGACAAGUAUUCUGCAAUUUAAACCAG
This is a messenger RNA of Acaulospora colombiana, 184 nucleotides long. The record is from the annotation of a GenBank genome assembly. Lineage: Eukaryota; Fungi; Glomeromycota; Glomeromycetes; Diversisporales; Acaulosporaceae.